UCCCCCAGAUACACUUCCAUCACAUCCACUCCAUCAUGGCAAAGUUCCAGGCUAUCCUCGUGGUCGCGGCCCUAGGCUUGUUGGCCGUCUCCGAAGCCCAGCAGCAGCGCUAUGCGCAGCGCUUGAGCCGCGGACGUUCGCGGUACUCCGCUCGCCAGGAGCUGGCUCCCGCGGACGGGGCUGCUCCGGACGCCGUCACGCCCUAUCCCUCGGCGGACGAGCUGAAGCCGGAAGUGCCUUUCGAUGAGGCGGCGGCCCCUUCGUUCGCCGAGCCCACUCCGGAUGCCGUUUACGGACCGCCCGAUGCCGCGCCCAACAACGUUCCCGACGAGGUCUACGGCCCCCCGGACGUGACCGGAAACGAUCUGCCCGCCGCCGCUGACAUUCCGGCGGAGCAGCAGGCUCGUUUGGUGGCUGCCAGGAGGGCGGCCAACUACCGGAGAGCCGCCCAGCCCAUUUCCAACCGUCGAGCGGCUUCCGCUGCAGCUCGUCCGGCCAAGUUGAGCGCUGCCCGCUCCUCCGUGCGACGUUUCUAGAUGAAAUUCCAGCAGCCAAAUCAAAACAAAAACCCAUGACGAUCCGACCGAGCCACGAUGACGACAAAUAAACCCACGCGCACACUUUUCCCCACCUGAACACACAGAAACACACAUGAAAAUCUUACUCGAUUAUAUUCUAAAGCAAAUAAAUAAUGA
Messenger RNA from Drosophila rhopaloa, 695 nucleotides. RefSeq lists its product as uncharacterized. The record is from RefSeq and is a predicted model, not a curated record. The transcript has 2 exons. The coding region runs from base 36 to 536 and encodes 166 amino acids. NCBI's taxonomy places the organism in Eukaryota, Metazoa, Arthropoda, Insecta, Diptera, Drosophilidae.